Molecule: messenger RNA, 1783 nt
Organism: Cryphonectria parasitica EP155
Lineage: Eukaryota; Fungi; Ascomycota; Sordariomycetes; Diaporthales; Cryphonectriaceae
Exons: 5
Coding region: 190-1092 (300 amino acids)
Molecular function (GO): S-adenosylmethionine-dependent methyltransferase activity
Source: RefSeq, a predicted model, not a curated record
GAGACAUCAUUUUGAAUAUCGACCUGAACGGUAAACCCAUCAUCGCUCUGCAGCUGAUCCACCAUACUUCUCCACUCUUCCUCUCUAUCUUAAAGCGUAAAUAUCCCAAGCGUUUCGGAAAAGAACGUUCAAGAGACGGAAGUGAGGGAGAGGUAGAAAGGGAAGAAAAGACGAAGAGAGGGUGUUACAAUGUCUCUCGCUCCAGCAGCCUCAGAAGGCUUCCAAAACGCUACCGCCUACGACGCGCACCGCCCGGCCUACCCACCCGAGGCCACACAGAGGCUCCUCGAGCACAUGCGCCUCGCGGACCGGCCGCACGCGCGGAUCGUCGAGGUCGGCGCCGGCACGGGCAAGCUCACAGAGGCGCUCGCGGGGCGUCAUGAGGGGUAUGCUAUCGUGGCGGCCGAGCCGCACCCGGAGAUGCGGCGGACGCUGGCCGGGAAAAGGUUGCGAGGGGUGAGGGUUCUUGAGCGGCGGGCUGAGGACCUGGGAGGGAAAGGGAAGGAGGAAGAGGAGGAGGGGGAGGAAGGGGUGGCGGAUGAGUGGGGGGAUGGGGUUGUUGCUGGGCAGGCGUUUCACUGGUUCGCUACGGAUGAGGCGCUGGGUGAAAUUCACCGGGUAUUGAAACCUGAAGGGGUGUUUGGGAUGAUCUGGAACAUUGACGACUAUAACAAGCCCAAGGCUUGGAAAGCCUCAACCCGCUGGGCACAGCACCUCAACGACUGGAUCCACAGUCUAGCGGCCAACGACGGCAACAAGCGCUUCCGCGACAUGGAGUGGAAGGAGGUCUUUGACAGACAGCUCAAGACGAACCCGGUGCAGGUCCUGCGAGACACGCUCCUGGGCAACCUGCCGCGGUUCUCGGUGCCUUUGGGCCAGGACAGCGUGGCGUGGACGCAUUGGUUGGACGAGAAGGCGCUGUGGGACCGGAUUAAUACGCUCAGCCAUGUUGCGCUGCUGGAGGGAUCGGACAGGGAGAAAGGGGAGAGGGUGUUCAGGGAGGCCAUGGGAAUGGACGACGUUGUGAGGAAUGAGAAGGGGGAGGUCGAGUGUCAUGGGAGGACGUAUCUUGCGUGGUCGGAUCGGAUGUAAGCACGGAAAGAAGCCAAAAGGGAAUCAAAUAGUCAACAUCGCCAACAUGAAAGGGGAAGGAAUUGCGUUUUUUUUUGUUAUUCUUGCUGCCAAGCCAGUUAUAUCGAUGCAGUCAAACCCCAUGCCGUGCUUCUGAGCCCACCGUCCUGAAUACUGUUGGACCUUGCAAAGGCAUCUCAGCAGAAGAGGAGAGCUCCCUCUCCCACAUACUCCUCGGACCUCCUGAGCUCGUCAUUGAAAUCAUCAAUGUGGAUGAUCUUCGGUGGAAUGAAUGGUGCCACCAACACCUUUACUCAUUCUUGCUGCUGUAACAACCUGGUUUCGUUGGCUAGGUGCUGAAGAAAUCCGCCCAAGUGGCCGCUGGUGAUUUCCUCUUCUAAGAGUCGGCAGAGAUGUACAUGACAUUGUUACCUCUCACGAAUGCGUCCCCGUAUGCGCGCCUCUUCUGUCCGUUGACAUACUCCUCCGUCUUCUCAAGGGCGAUGUUCAUGUAGCCAUCGACCGACUGAAGCUCACCCUUAUAGACAACGCCCGAGUUGAGCUUGACCGUCACAGGGUUGCCGAUGAUCUGGCUGAGGAAGCCCGACGGGUCCUUACCCUCAGUGGAUGGGGCGCCGUUCUCCAUGCUGCGUGCGGGAGGGGUCUGAAACCGUUUGGAAAGACUGCGUGGGAGCGAGAUGCUUGUGUGUCU